CUAAAACAUAAUACAGUGCAAACAAACCAAACCAACCACCCACAGAUAACAGUACAUACAAGCAAGCGUCGUCAGGCAGGCCGGGUCAAUAUCAAUAGGGCAGGUAGGUACAGGGGGAGCAAGCGGAGAUUGGUCGGGGUCACAGGCCAGGUUCAGCAGGUAGCAAGCAGCGUGGUACAGAGGGUCAGGCAGAGGGAUGGUCAGGAGCGAGCCGGGAUCAGAGCAGGAGAAGUCAGCAGCGGUUCAGAUCAGGCAGGGUCAGCAAAGGAACAGAAACAGGAUGCAGGACAGAUACAGGGCCCAGGACAAACACAACACCAAGGCAGAGUCUGUAGGUCUGGCCAU
Molecule: messenger RNA, 345 nt
Organism: Staurois parvus
Lineage: Eukaryota; Metazoa; Chordata; Amphibia; Anura; Ranidae
Source: the annotation of a GenBank genome assembly